GCACAUGAUAUCAGAGACAGAGACACACAGAACAGAACCUUAGAAUCUGCCACAUGUCCAAAUUUUGUUCUACUUUUUUUCUUUUUUGUAUCAUACUUAACUUGCAUAUGCUUCAUCAUGCAUAUGCGUAGAUGUAGACAUGUGUGUGCGAAAUCUAUGGUGGGUUUAUUUUUUUUACCACGACUGCGUCACCAACUGACACGUGCCAUUGCCCUCAACUGCGAUGAUCAUCACACUUCACUCUUUUUUUCUUGUUCAUUUGCAUCGAUCUCUCUGCAUUUCUAACGCCAUUCCAAAUUCUUCAUCUCGCACCAACGAGUGUAUAUCAGAAGGUGAUCUCUGGCGAAUUUUGGAGAAGUUAUCUAUCGUUUUGCCAUGCGGGGAAGGCAACGGGUAGCAUCCAAGGAUCACAUACUUGGACAGGAUAAGGAUGAAAAUUUGGAUGAGAAUUUAGCUUCAGUGCGUAUACAGAAUGCCAAACCAUGUUGGUUGCACUCUUUUCGGCAUGUACUAGUGGCUUCUCUUUCUGCCUUCUUGUAUGGAUACCAUAUUGGAGUAGUGAAUGAAACAUUAGAGAGCAUUUCUAUAGAUCUUGGAUUUAGUGGGAAUACAAUAGCAGAAGGUCUUGUAGUAAGUGUAUGUUUAGGAGGUGCUUUUGUUGGAUCUCUGUUCAGUGGAUGGAUGGCAGAUGGUAUUGGGCGUAAAAGAAGUUUCCAGUUGUGUGCUUUACCUAUGAUAAUUGGGGCUGGGAUGAGUGCAACAGCAAAAACUCUGUGGGGCAUGCUUCUGGGAAGGUUAUUUGUUGGUACUGGAAUGGGACUUGGCCCACCUGUUGUAGCUCUUUAUGUGGCUGAGGUCUCACCUCCAGCUGUCCGAGGUGCUUAUGGAGCCUUAACCCAAAUUGCAACAUGUCUUGGACUCAUGGGCUCUUUCUUUAUUGGAAUUCCAUCAAAGGAUAUAGUUGGUUGGUGGCGAAUUUGUUUCUGGGUAUCUGUCAUCCCUGCUGCAAUGCUUGCCAUUUUUAUGGAGAUCAGUGCAGAGAGUCCUCAUUGGCUUUUCAAGAUAGGAAGAACCACUGAAGCUGAAGCUGAGUUUGAGAAGCUGUUGGGAGGAGUACAUGUGAAACCUGCAAUGGUUGAACUGUCAAAGGCUGACAGAGGUGAUGCAUCUGAUACAGUCACAGUUUCAGAUUUAAUCUGUGGCCGCUAUUUCAGAGUGAUGUUCAUUGGCUGUUCGCUUUUUGCGUUGCAGCAGCUAUCCGGCAUAAAUGCUGUUUUUUAUUUCUCUUCAACUGUCUUUGAAAGUUUUGGUGUACCAUCUGAUAUUGCAAACACAUGCGUAGGAGUCUGCAAUUUAGUGGGGUCUGUUAUUGCAAUGAUUCUGAUGGAUAAACUUGGAAGGAAAUUGCUUCUCCUGGGUAGCUUUCUGGGCAUGGCGUUAACAAUGGGUUUACAAGCCAUUGCUGCAAGUCCUUUUGCAUCAGGAUUUGGAGCAAUGUAUCUGUCUGUCGGUGGCAUGUUACUGUUUGUGAUGUCAUUUGCUCUAGGCGCUGGUCCAGUUCCUUGUCUUGUCAUGUCUGAAAUGCUACCCGGCAAUAUUAGAGCAAAGGCAAUGGCCAUUUGCCUGGCUAUGCAUUGGGCGAUAAACUUUUUUGUGGGUCUAUUUUUCUUGCGCUUGCUGGAGCUAAUUGGGGCUCAACUCCUGUAUACUAUUUUUGGUUCAUGUUGUUUGGUAGCGGUGGUUUUUGUGAAGAAAUAUAUUCUGGAAACAAAAGGGAAGUCACUUCAGGAAAUUGAAAUUGCACUUCUUGCACAAGAGGCAGACUCAACAUACUAAAGUGGUCUCAUGACAAGGAAAAUCUGUGGUUUUGUUGCAUGGGGUCAAGUUUUUAGAGCCUUUGAUCAUCUCAUGCUACAUUUGAUUCUUUGUUCGGGUGCUCGCUGAAAGGCAUAUGUAAAUUUUAGAGUUAUUUUUUUGUCAGUCAAAUGGUGAACACAUUACAGUUGAUACUUUGGGACAAUGUAAUUUCUAAUUACAUAAUUGAUAUCACAGUUUUUCUUUCAUAUGAACAUGAUAAGUAAAUCAAACUGAUGGAUUUUAUUAGAGUAA
Molecule: messenger RNA, 2109 nt
Organism: Vigna unguiculata (cowpea)
Lineage: Eukaryota; Viridiplantae; Streptophyta; Magnoliopsida; Fabales; Fabaceae
Gene: SGB1
Product: Major facilitator superfamily protein
Biological process (GO): monosaccharide transmembrane transport
Cellular component (GO): membrane
Molecular function (GO): hexose transmembrane transporter activity
Source: RefSeq, a predicted model, not a curated record